This is a messenger RNA of Loxodonta africana (African savanna elephant), 6771 nucleotides long. RefSeq names its product growth regulating estrogen receptor binding 1 (gene GREB1). The record is from RefSeq and is a predicted model, not a curated record. The transcript has 32 exons. The coding region runs from base 374 to 6232 and encodes 1952 amino acids. Gene Ontology annotation, biological process: multicellular organism development. Lineage: Eukaryota; Metazoa; Chordata; Mammalia; Proboscidea; Elephantidae.
UAAAAUAUUAUUUGGUGGGCGGCUGUCACGGGCAACAUCACAUCUCUGGCAAGAGCUGAGGAUCUUGUGAGCCCUGGGGUUGACUAAAAGCCCAUUCUAGUAAAAUUUUCUGAGAGGUGUCAGGCUUUGCUCUCUGCGGGCUGAAUUGGAGAAAGCUGUGACUUAUAUAACUUCCUGUAAUCACCCAGCAGUAUCUGCUGCCGUGGAGAGCUGCCCGCUCUCCUUGUCUUUGCUGAAUGAAGGCAGCCUGGCCCUUCCUUCCUUGCUGCUGAUUUACCUUCUACUUCUGGCUUCAUGUGUGGGAUCGAUUUUUUUUUUAAAACUGAAACUGAAAUGCUGUUUUAACCAGAAGAAUCCAUCCUGUUUUUUGAAGAUGGGAAAUUCUUACGCUGGACAGCUGAAGACGACCCGUUUUGAAGAAGUCUUGCAUAAUUCCAUCGAAGCCUCCCUGCGUUCCAAUAACCUGGUGCCCAGGCCAAUCUUCUCCCAGUUGUACCUGGAAGCUGAGCAGCAGUUAUCCUCUCUGGAAGCUGGAAGCCGAGCGGACAAUGAGGAAGAGGAAGAAGAGGGAGAAGGAGGGUUGGAAUCAAACAGCCCCCCAAAUCCUUACCAGAUGCACCCUCCGCUUGAAGGAUGCUGCAGCACCGAUGGGUUCUGCCAGGCCGGGAAGGACCUGCGCCUUGUCUCCAUUUCCAGUGAGCACAUUGACGUCCCUGCAGGCUUUCUCCUUGUGGGGGCCAAGUCCCCCAGCCUGCCAGACCACCUCUUGGUGUGUGCUGUUGACAAGAGGUUCUUACCAGAUGACAACGGCCACAAUGCUCUUCUUGGUUUCUCUGGGAAUUGUGUUGGCUGCGGAAAGAAAGGCUUCUGUUACUUCACGGAAUUUUCCCAUCAUAUAAAUCUUAAAUUGACCACCCAGCCCAAGAAGCAGAAGCACUUGAAGUACUACCUGGUCCGUAAUGCGCAUGGAACUCUAACUAAAGGACCUUUAAUUUGUUGGAAAGGCUCAGAGUUCAGGAGCCGGCAGGCCUCUGCCAGCAUGUGUUCCAGUUCUCUCUUCCAGCCACUGGAGAACUCUGGGCCUCUGGCAACCUUCCCCAGUGAGCCCAUCCCUGGAGCAAACCCAAGCAUGGUGAUGGGAGUGCAACAGGCAGGAUCAGCCUCUGAUCACUUCUCGCUAACAGCAGCACUGGGUUCAGCUGUUUUCAAUGGCAAAGAUUCCCCAAAGCAUCAACAGUUGGUGAAGAACAACCUGGUGGCUCUGCCAAGGCCCUCAGCUUUAGGUAUCUUACCAAACUCCGGGCCCCCUAAAAAACGACACAAAGGGUGGUCCCCAGAAUCUCCGUCAGCUACAGAUGGUGGCUACCCCCAGGGUGGUGGGAACAGAGCUAAGUAUGAGACUGCAGGCAUGUCCUGCAUGCCCCAGGCUGGCUUGGUGGGUCCAGCUUCAGCCACCUUUCCCAUUGUGGCCUCCGGAGAGCCAGUGUCUGUUCCUGACAACUUGCUGAAAAUAUGCAAGGCCAAGCCGGUGAUAUUUAAAGGCCAUGGGAACUUCCCUUACCUCUGUGGGAACCUGAAUGACAUUGUUGUAAGCCCUCUCCUGUAUACAUGCUACCAGAAUUCCCAGUCCAUCUCUCGAGCGUAUGAGCAGUAUGGGGCUUCCACAAUACAGCCUAUCUCUGAAGAGAUGCAGCUCUUACUAACCGUCUACUAUCUUGUCCAGCUUGCGGCAGACCAGGUGCCCCUGAUGGAGGACCUGGAGCAGAUCUUCACGCGCUCCUGGCGCGAGUCCCACCUGACGGAGAUCCGACAGUACCAGCAGGCGCCUCCGCAGCCCUUCCCGCCAGCGCCUAGUACUGUGGCGCCUGUCACCUCGGCGCAGCUUCCCUGGCUGGCCGGUCUGGCUGCCAGCUCCUGCAACGACAGCGUGCACAUCAUCGAGUGCACCUACUCUCUGGCCGAGGGCCUCUCUGAGAUGUUCCGACUGCUUGUCGAGGGCAAGCUCUCCAAGACCAACUACGUGGUGAUAAUCUGCGCCUGCCGGAACUCCACUAUCGACUCCUGCAUCGCGGUAACUGGAAAAUACCAAGCCCGGAUUCUUUCUGAGAGCCUUCUCACCCCAGCGGAGUACCAGAAAGAAGUCAAUUAUGAGCUGGUGACAGGAAAAGUGGACUCCUUGGGGGCCUUUUUUAGCACCCUCUGUCCAGAGGGCGACAUUGACAUUUUGCUGGACAAAUUUUAUCAGGAAAAUCAAGGCCAUAUUUCUUCCUCACUUGCUGCCUCCUCUGUCACUAAACCAGCAUCCCUGGAUGUCAGCGUGGUACCAGCGUGCACAAGCUACAAUCUGGACCCACACCGAGUCCGGCCCUUCCAGUUGGCAGUGGCCCAGAAGCUCCUCUCCCAUGUGUGCUCGAUUGCUGACUCCAGUACCCAAAACCUGGAUUUAGGAUCCUUCGAGAAGGUUGACUUUCUGAUUUGUAUCCCACCCUCAGAAGUGACCUACCAGCAGACCUUGCUCCACAUCUGGCAUUCAGGGGUUUUGCUGGAGCUUGGCUUGGAGAAGGAGCACAUGACCAAGCAGAGAGUAGAACAGUAUGUUUUGAAGCUAGAUGUGGAGGCUCAGACAAAAUUUAAGGCCUUUCUGCAAAACUCCUUUCAGAAUCCGCAUACCCUCUUUGUCCUAAUCCACGACCAUGCCCACUGGGAUCUUGUGAGUAGCGCUGUUCAUAAUCUCUACUCUCAAAGUGACACAUCCGUGGGAUGGGUAGACAGAUUGCUCAACUGCAGGGAGGUGAAGGAGGCCCCCAACAUCCUGACACUUCACGUGACUUCCUUCCCAUACGCUCUGCAGACACAACACACCCUCAUAAGCCCGUACAACGAGAUCCACUGGCCCGCCUCCUACAACAAUGGAGUGGACUUGUAUCAUGAAAAUCAGAAGUACUUUGGGCUGUCAGAAUUUAUUGAAUCCACCCUUUCAGGACACAGCCUCCCCUUGCUCAGAUACGAUAGUUCUUUUGAGGCUAUGGUCACCGCAUUAGGAAAAAGGUUCCCCCACCUGCACAGCGCGGUCAUCAGGACCUUUGUUCUUGUGCAGCACUAUGCAGCGGCCAUGAUGGCCGUGAGCGGCCUCUCACAGAUGAAGAACUACACGUCCGUGGAGACGCUGGAGAUCACCCAGAACCUCAUCAGCUCCUCCAAGCAGUGCCCCUGUGGCCACGGGCUCAUGGUCCUGCUGCGGGUCCCCUGCUCGCCCCUGGCAGCUGUGGCCUAUGAGCGGCUCUCCCACGUGCGGGAGCGGCUGGCCCUGGAGGAGCACUUUGAGAUCAUACUGAGCAACCCCAACUCUGGCAUCACUGUCGGGAAGCACUUUGUGAAGCAGCUCAAGAUGUGGCAGAAAAUUGACGACGCUGAGUGGAGACCUCAGACGUACUUGGAGUUGGAGGGCCUGCCUUGUAUCCUAAUACUCAGUGGGAUGGACCCGCACGGUGAAUCCUUGCCAAGGUCUUUAAGGUAUUGUGACCUGCGUUUAAUAAACUCCUCCUGCCUGGUGAGAACAGCCUUGGAGCAGGAGCUUGGCCUGGCUGCCUACUUUGUGAGUAAUGAGGUUCCCUUGGAGAAGGGAGCUGUGAACGAGGCCCUGGAGAGUGAUGCGGAGAAGCUGAGCAGCACAGAUAAUGAGGAUGAGGAACUGGUGACAGAAGGCUCCACCUCAGAGAAGAGAAGUCCUGUGAAGAGGGAAAGAUGCUGCUCCCAUGACUCUGCCUCUUCAUCCCUCUCCUCUAAAGCAUCCAGCUCGGCUUUGUGUGGUGAGUCUUCGGCACAGCUGGUGGGGCCCUCACUGGGAGAGCAGGCCAGAUCGCCACAGCCCUGUGGCCCUUCAGAAGAGGUCACAGCCCCAGGUGACAGGCAGAGACUCAGGGUGAGUCAGGGGUCACAGUCGGUCAUCAGCAGGUACAGCCCUGGGCUGGCCCCUCAGCCUGACUCCUGCCUCAAGACCAGCCAGAGGAGCAUCCAGGUGUCAGUGGCCUCGUCGUCCUCCCAGCUCUCCUCCUCCUCGGGCUCCUUCUCCUCCUCCACAGUGCCCACAUCUGGCCCGUUCGUCCUGCAGGCUCCCCAGUGCUCUAUGACCAAGGCCUGCAGGCAGCCACCCAUCGUCUUCCUGCCCAAGCUGGUGUAUGACAUGGUCAUGUCCACUGACAGCAGCGGCCUGCCCAAGGCUGCCUCGCUCCUGCCCUCCCACUCGGUCAUGUGGGCCAGCUCCUUCCGCCCCCUGCUCAGCAAGAUGAUGACGUCCACAGAGCAGUCCCUCUACUACCGGCAGUGGACAGUGCCCCGACCCAGCCACAUGGACUACAGCAACCGCUCCGAGGGCCGUGUGGACAGCUUCCACCCCCGGAGGCUGCUGCUCAGCGGGCCCCCUCAGAUUGGGAAGACAGGUGCCUACCUGCAGUUCCUCAGUAUUUUGUCGAGAAUGCUCAUUCGGCUUACUGAAGUAGAUGUUUAUGAUGAAGAAGAGAUCAAUACUAACCUCAAAGAAGAAUCAGAUUGGCAUUAUCUCCAGCUCAGUGACCCCUGGCCAGACCUGGAGCUGUUUAAGAAGAUGCCCUUUGACUACAUUAUUCACGACCCAAAGUAUGAGGAUGCCAGUCUGAUCUGUUCACACCAUCAAAGCAUAAAGAAUGAAGACAGGGGGAUGGCGCGGAAGCCGGAAGACCUUUACUUGCGGCGUCAGACGGCACGGAUGAGACUAUCCAAGUACGCAGCUUAUAACACGUACCACCACUGUGAGCAGUGCCACCAGUACAUGGGCUUCCACCCUCGCUACCAGCUCUAUGAGUCCGCCCUGCACGCCUUUGCCUUCUCUUACUCCAUGCUAGGAGAAGAAAUCCAGCUCCAUUUCAUCAUCCCCAAGUCCAAGGAGCACCACUUCGUCUUCAGCCAGCCUGGAGGCCAGCUGGAGAGCAUGCGGCUGCCCCUCGUCACAGACAAGAGUCACGAAUAUAUAAAAAGCCCAACAUUUACUCCAACAACUGGCCGUCAUGAACACGGACUCUUUAAUCUGUAUCAUGCAAUGGAUGGUGCCAGUCACUUGCAUGUCCUGGUUGUCAAGGAGUAUGAGAUGGCUAUUUACAAGAAAUACUGGCCCAACCACAUCAUGCUGGUACUCCCCAGUAUCUUCAACAGUGCUGGAGUUGGUGCGGCUCAUUUCCUAAUCAAAGAGCUCUCCUAUCAUAACCUGGAGCUGGAGCGGAACCGGCAGGAGGAGCUUGGGAUCAAGCCGCAGGACAUCUGGCCUUUCAUUGUGAUUUCUGAUGACUCCUGUGUUAUGUGGAACAUGGUGGAUGUUGACUAUGCCGGGGAAAGAAGCAGGGAAUUUUCCUGGUCGGAAAGGCAUGUCUCCUUGAAGCACGUCAUGCAGCACAUCGAGGCGUCCCCCGACAUCACCCACUAUGCCCUGAUCGGGAUGCGGAAGUGGUCGAGCAAGACCAGGAGCAGUGAGGUGCGCGAGCCCUUCUCCCGCUGCCACGUCCAUGACUUCAUCAUUCUGAACGUGGAUCUGACCCAGAACGUGCAGUACAACCAGAAUCGGUUCAUGUGUGACGAUGUGGACUUCAACUUGCGUGUGCACAGUGCGGGCCUCCUGCUCUGCAGAUUCAACCGCUUUAGCAUGAUGAAGAAGCAGAUUGCGGUGGGCGGGCACAGGUCCUUCCACAUCACAUCCAAGGUGUCUGAUAACCCCGUGGCCAUUGUGCCAGCCCAGUACAUCUGUGCCCCGGACAGCAAGCACACGUUUCUCGCUGCCCCUGCACAGCUCCUGCUUGAGAAGUUCCUCCAGUACCACAGCCACCACUUCUUCCCCCUCUCCCUGAAGAAUUACAACCACCCUGUGCUGUCAGUUGACUGCUACCUUAACCUGGGAUCUCAGAUUUCUGUUUGUUACGUGAGCUCCAGGCCCCACUCUUUAAACAUCAGCAGCUCUGACUUGAUGUUUAGUGGACUCCUGUUAUACCUCUGUGACUCUUUUGUGGGAGCUAGCUUUUUGAAAAAGUUUCAUUUUCUAAAAGGUGCAACCUUGUGUGUGAUCUGCCAGGAUCGGAACUCACUCCGCCAGACAGUCGUCCGCCUUGAGCUGGAAGAUGAGUGGCAGUUCCGACUGCGUGAUGAAUUCCAGACUGCCAAUGCGAAGGAAGACAGGCCUCUCUUUUUUCUGACUGGAAGGCACAUCUGAGGGAGACAGCGGCAGAUUUUCUGGAAUAGUGGAGCAUUCAGAGCCCUCACUGAAGCUAAAGGAAGUCCUAGAACCAUGGGGUAUUUGAACUGGGAUGGGUCCCAGAGACUGUUGUUCAGUCUCUCAUAGUACUUCUCAGGGGACCGAGGCCCAGAGAUGGAUGGUGACUAACUGAAGGUGACAAAGAGCCAGUUGAUGGUGAGCAGGAAUGUAAACCCAAGCCUCUUGAAUUCUGGGCUAGAGCCUUUCCUACCUUACCUCACUACUCUGGGCUAUUUUAAAACCAUUUUUGAAGAACAAGUGUUGGUCUGUUAUUAUGUCAUUUGUAUACUUCCAUGGACAAGCCUGCGUUUUCUCUUAGUCUCGAAGAAUCCCUCUUAAAUUAUCUUGUAGAGGUACCUGCAUUUCAGACAAUGGACGUGAUUUCAGCCAAGGAAGUUUUCCUGUAACCUACUACAAAGCAAUAUUCCAAAAGAACAUUUUAACUGUAAAGGCUGGGGACAAGAUAAACUAAGAAUUAGAUCACUUAAUGAGGAUUA